Chara braunii is the source of this 4555-nucleotide messenger RNA. The record is from the annotation of a GenBank genome assembly. Lineage: Eukaryota; Viridiplantae; Streptophyta; Charophyceae; Charales; Characeae.
UCUCGAGAUUCGAUUCGAUUCGUUCACCUUUGACACCGUUAAUUUUUGAGUCGCUUCCUCAGUGUUGUCUCUGCUUCUUGGGCCGUUAAUUAAGCUGCGUCUUGAUCCGAUAGAUGCAUGUACCCACAUACCUGUGAGGUAUACACGCAAAGUGUAUAUAGUAGCAUAUUAGUUCUUUUAUACAUAUAGAUAAUAAAACAAUAUAAUAAUAGUAAAUGUCUGAAACAGCAGCUGUGUCUGUAAAAACGUAGUGUUAAAAUAACUCCCAAAUCUCUACGCAUUUAUCGUUAGAUCCCCGUUGAGCUCGGUGAUCGUCCAAGGAAUCCGUAUCCGUUUCAAUCUCUCCUGCUUUUUUUUGUACCGUCUCUCUCCUCCUCCUCCUCCUCCUCCUCCUUUCGGCCCCCUUCUCUCCUUUCCGUUCUCUGUCCUGGCUGUAGUGGUUAAGAAACUCGCCUCUUCAGGCUGAGGGCGUACACACGAGCUCAGUAGGUAUGCGUGCGUGCACGGAGGUGGUCAGAGACUGAUAAAUUACAGACAGACUUCAGAGACUAGACAGUGUCACAGUCUAAUUCUACUCCUUUUGUCUCCCCCGUCUAUUCCACUCGCGUACGUACGUAGUCGCGUAUAUAUCAUAUGUGACUAUAUAUAUAUAUAUACAUAAGAUGUGUAUUGCAUCCAGGUAUAAGCCGACCUAGUGUGCACGAUUCGGGUGAUUGAUCUUUAUUGCCAUCUGAUGACCUCUCGUCAUUCGUUUUUCCGGCGCCGAUGCGAUCGGCCGCGCGCAGCGACUGACGCGCAGCGGACGCGCAGCGGCGGGCUCUGACCUUCUCUUAUACCGAACUGACGGGCGGCGCGCAGCGACUGGCGCGGGCGGAAAAAGCCCUCUCUUGUGUACCCACAGAAGCCGAUUACCUUCAACAGUUCGGCACGGUCUCAGCUUCUCGCCUUCUCCCCCUCCUCUCUUUCUCUCUUGCUCCUGCGUGGGCGAUAUUCCUCUCCAUCCUCUCUUCUCUCUCUUCUCUCUCUUUCUCCCUGGACGGCGCACCCUAAUUUCUGAUCGCAAGUGUCUCGAGGGGUUUUGCUCGAUCGAUGCCUGUCGUACUGGCCGCUAUGGUAGUCGUUUUUCUUCUUUUUGCCGCUAGUGCGGUUGUCACCAGUCGAUAGGCGCUAAAUCUUUGCCACGGAGAGCGAGCGAGCGAGAGAGAGAGAGAGAGAGGUGAAAUUCCUGGUGCGCUCUCUGCGAGAAUGGUAUACGGUCCGUACUCGCGUCCUGUCCACCGUUGAUCGUCACGUGGCCUGAUGAUUGAUUGGAGGAUCGGGUAGAUCAUAGCCAUCGAGUAAGGUUAAUAGACAGACCAAACGAACAAAUAGAAGAUCUGCUAGUUCAGAGAGAGAGAGAGAGAGAGAGAGAGGGUGGGGGCGAGGGGUUAGUUGAGGUUGUCGUCGGGAAAGAGCUGUACGUUGCGACGCAUUGCUGCUUCUUCCGUGUUGUAGGAGACAGAUUACGAGGAGAAGGUUAGUCCGCCGUGCGCGAUCGGGCAGAAGAGAGCGCAGUGUUGGGUAGGUGGUUGGUGGUUUGGAAGUGUUGUGUUGUUGUUCUGUGUGUCUUUUGGCGGGGCGAGGAGGAGAGGGAGGUGGAGGGUAGGGUAAAUCAGGAGAACGCUUAGAGAGGACACAGUAGGAGGGAGGGAGGGAGGGAGCGAGAGAGAGGACCCAAGCAAUGUCGACAAGCGAGCCACCCGUUGGCGGUGUCGUAAUGAUGAACAAUUUGGCGCCAAACUUCCCUCCUCCGGUUGCUUCUUCUUCUUCUUGCCAUUCCCUUGAAGAUAUGGAUGAUGACAGAGACGAGUUCCAAGAUGCUAUGGACGAAGAUCCAGGCGGAUCGAGUGACGACGAUGGGCUCCGCGACGACGACGAACGUGACCACCACCAUCGCCAGCAGCAAAGGAAUGGCAAUGUCGGUGGCUAUGGCAUAUCCGCUCCUCCUUGUCGUGCUACCUCUCAUCAUGCUACCUCUCAUCAUCCUUCUUCCUCCUUUCCUCCUCCUCCUCCUCCUCCUCGUGCCACCUCAUCUAAUCCUUCUGCUUCUUCCUAUGGCGGCGGCGGCGGCGGCGGCUCCUCCUCCAUCCCCCCCGCCCCCUCCGCUUCCCCUUCUUCUCUCUCAUUGCCUGAUGGUCACGAUCCUAAUCGACCUGUUAGAGUCUAUGCUGACGGUAUUUAUGAUCUUUUCCACAUCGGCCAUGCCCGUUCUUUGGAGCAGGCCAAGAAACUCUUUCCCCACUGCCAUCUCCUUGUCGGUUGCUGCAGCGAUGCGCUCACUAACAGGUACAAGGGCAAGACGGUCAUGAGCGAGGAGGAGAGGUAUGAGGCCCUUCGCCACUGCAAGUGGGUUGAUGAGGUCGUCCCCGACGCUCCGUGGGUGCUCAGCCCUGAGUUCCUUGAGAAGCACCGCAUCGAUUACGUGGCGCACGACGCCGCUCCGUAUCAUGAUGCGUCGGGACAGGGAAAAGAUGUAUACGAGUGGGUGAAGUCCGUGGGAAAGUUCAAGGAGACUCGGAGAACAGACGGGAUCUCGACUUCGGACAUCAUCAUGCGUAUCUUGAAGGAUUAUAACGAUUACGUGCUGCGCAAUUUGGCGCGAGGGUACACAAGGAAGGAGUUGGGGGUCAGUUUCAUCAAGGAGAAACAGCUGCGUGUGAACAUCGGCAUGACAAAGCUGAGGCAGAAGGUUAGGGAGCAACAGGAGAGGAUGGAGAAGAAGGUGAGAGAGAGGGUGGAGAAGAACCGCGAGUACGUGGGACGGAACGUGAGACUUAUGACGGACAACGUUGGAACCGUGGUUCGGACUGUCAAGCACAUGGGGACCAUCGGAUUGGACCAGAGGAUCGAUUGGGUAGGGAAUGCGGACAGGUGGGUGUCGGGAUUUCUAGAGAAGUUUGAGCAGAGUUGUCAUGAUGUGGGGUCGUUUCUCCAUGAGAGAGCGAUGAAGGCGCAGCUGCAGCACCGGCUGAUGAGGCCUCGCUUGCGCAAACCACCUUCAAGAGGGAAGGAGAAGGAGGAGGAAAGGGCGGGGGGCGGGGGGGGAGGAGGGGGACUAGAGAGGCGCCAGGGGGGGGCUGUGGCGUGGGAAACGGGGGUGAUGGGGUCGUCGUCCUGCGACGAAGAGGAAGAGGACGAUGAAGAGGAGGAAGAAGAUGGGGAUGUGAAGGUUGUAAAUUCCCGCCAAAAUAUCAAAGGAAAAGCCUGAGCAAUCAGGAAGAGGACACGUCAGCAGACAUUUCCCGCCGAUAUAAGACUCGCGGAGGAUGACGUGGAGCAGGGAGAGGAGGAGAUGAACGAACAAGUCGAGAAGCAGGGGAAGGAGGGAGGGAGCGCACUACCUCUACACGUCAGUCGGCACGUCUCCGGAGGUGGAGGACGGAUGAGCGUGACCUGGAAGCAGGGAGGAGCCCCAAGGAACCAAAAACGACUUGAGCAGCAGUGGAGGAGGAAGGAAAAAUACGGGACGUCAACAGAUAUCGCGAAAGAAGACGGGAGGAUGACGUGGAGCACUAGGAAGAGGAGGAGGACACGUCAGCAGAUAUCUCGACAGAAGAUCCGCCGAAGAUGACAUGGGGCAAGGAGAACGACGACGGACGAUGACGUGAAGGUAUGGAGGCGGCGACGCAACGUCGAGAGCAGUAGGAGGAAAACACGUUAGCAGGUAGAAGAUGUGGAGUUUUGGAAGAGGAGGAGGAGGAAAACACGUUUUAGCAGAUAUAUAUAUCUCUAGAGAGGAGAUGGAAGAUGACGUGGGGCAGGGAAGGGGGAAGCUGGACGGCAGAAAUGCACGCCUGGUUUGGAGUGAAGAGAGAGAGGGAGCAACAACAUUUUGUGUGUUGUUAGACUUUUGAACAGAAAAAAUAAAAUUCUUGAAAACCUCUCUAGAGUAUCAUCGAUAUAUAAGAGGUGAUGAACAGGUGGGGGCUUUCCUUCCUUCUUUUCCUUUGCUUGUUUUUGCUUUUUUCCGUGUUCGCGCUCUGAUUCACAGUGUGACAACAUAUAUAGAUAUAUAUAUCGUUAAUGAGAGAAGAUGUAAUUGUUAAGAUCAAUCAAAGUCGUUCCCACUUUUGUCGUUCUAGUUCUGUGUCAUCGUCAUGAAAAUCGUUAUCGUGAUGAAGAUGGACUCAUCAUGUGAUCGAUCUGCAUCCAUUCAUCCAUCCAUUCAUCCAUUCAUCCAUCCAUCCAUCUAUCCAUCAGUCAAUCAUUCAUCCAUCCAUCCAUCCAUUCAUCCAUUCAUCCAUUCAUCCAUCCAUCCAUCCAUCCAUCAAUCAAUCAAUCAUUAUGGUCGAGAGAAACAAUCAUGAGAUGGAAAGGUCAUCAUACGUAAGACUUAUGCUCGAAUAAGUUUUUCUUUACUGUCGUAUCCAAAUUCGCCCAGAAUGUCUUUUCAUUGAUGGAGACGGCUAUAUAUUCCUCCCAAUGUAUGUUUAUCAGCAAUCUGCGCAAAUGGUUGAUGUCGCCAUCUUCUAUAUGAUCAGUUCAAUUUGCGGACGGAUAAAUUUCAAUCCUAAUC